Molecule: messenger RNA, 1104 nt
Organism: Naegleria fowleri
Lineage: Eukaryota; Heterolobosea; Eutetramitea; Acrasida; Naegleriidae
Exons: 1
Coding region: 1-1104 (367 amino acids)
Source: RefSeq, a predicted model, not a curated record
AUGUUGGAAUUAAUCAUUCAUUUCAAAAGACAAUCCAAUUAUGAUUCAAUGUCACUCGCUCAUGGAGAUUUAAAUGCAGAGGAGGCAGAAGAAAUGGCAAAUAUUCAAAUCUUGUAUCAACAAAUUGAAAUGGGAAAAUGUGUAAAUUAUUCAGAUACCAUGCAAGAUGGUUCUGGUGAUCAUAAUUAUUUUGAACAUUAUUAUCGUGAUCAUGUUGAAUCACUCAGAAAUGAGAAUAUUCACCCUGAAGCUAUUGCAGAAGAGUAUGAACAUCGAUUACGACUUCUCGUGAUGAAUAUGGACAAGUAUGAAAAAGUGAAAUCCCUUCAUUCAAGUUUUGAACUUUUUCUCAUGAAAGCUCACAUUCUUUCUCUUGGAAUGUUAAAACAUUUUGAUGUGGAAUCACAAAAUAGAGGUCGCUUCGAAACAGCGUUGGUGAAUGAAGAAUUUCAUGAUUCAUUCAAGUUUCCACACGUUGCGAAUAUUUGUGAACAUGAUUUGGUGGGACAUGAAGGACAGUGUUUGGUGGCAUGUGUGAAAGAGUUUUGGCCAAACAGUGAAAUUUAUUCGAGUGCUAUUCAAUUUUUAAGUAUUGGAUUUGAUGAAUAUUUUGGAACAUGUUUUGAAAAGAUAUUCUUUCCUAAUGUAAAAUAUUUACGAAUUGUCAUUGGGAAUGAUCAAUAUUACAGAUCUGAAGAAUCGAUUCAAGAUGAGAAGCAAUUAUUUUCUUCGCUUAAUAAGAAGGCAUUUUCCAAGCUGUGCCACUUGUCAGUAACGGGAAUUUUUGAUAUUGAACAUCUAUGCUUGAGUGGAAUUCUCGAUCAAUUGUUGUAUCUCGAUAUAGUACCCUACCCAUAUGAUGCAAAUGGAUACGAACGAAAACAGCACUGGAAUGAAAAUGGAAUGCCCAAGUUCAUUCAAGCAUUGACAAAAGAGAAAUGUCCUCUUCUCCAUCAAUUGAUUGUUCAUGCAACCAUUCAUUGUAAAUGGCCAGAGAUCACCAGAGAUCAGAUGAGAAACUUUUAUGAAAGCACGAAAAACAAAUUUGUGGCCUCUCUCGCUCAUUCAUCUAUUGAGGAUUAUUAUUCGACAUGUUAUGAGUAA